GCAGGCGGGCAUGCGGGAGGAGGAGGCGGAGAUCGAGAGUCUGCGAGCGGACGCACAGAAGGUCCAGGAGGUGGCGCUGUUCCCCGUCUCCGCGACGGAGGACGUCGAACUGUUCUGCCGACGAUGGAAGGAGGUCGCAGCCAAGAUCGACGCGCGCCGCGCGACCUUGGAGACGACCUUGAGCGAGACGCCGUCGGACGAGUACCUAGAAGGCGUCACCGAGCUGCUGAAGGUUGUCACGACGAUGGAGGCGCUGCUGCUGAGCGAGGACGUGUAUGUGACGGAGCUAGAGGAGAUGCAGGAGACUCUCAACAAAUACAAGAGGGCGCAGCAGACGCUGGACGACCACCGCGAGCGUCUCUCGCGCGUCAACGCUGACGCUCGCGACUACGCUGGCGCGCUGCCAGGGACUGCGCCCGACUGUCGCACGGCACCCGUCGCCGCUGGCAACCGCCGAGAUGGACUCGCUCAAUCAUCGCUGGGAUGAGUCGCGACGGUAACCGGUUCGGCGGGAGACCGGCAGGCGAGGCUGAGAGAUGCACUCACGAAGCUCACCAAGAUGCAGAGCGAGGCGGA
Molecule: messenger RNA, 576 nt
Organism: Priapulus caudatus
Lineage: Eukaryota; Metazoa; Priapulida; Priapulimorpha; Priapulimorphida; Priapulidae
Exons: 4
Coding region: 11-487 (158 amino acids)
Molecular function (GO): protein binding
Source: RefSeq, a predicted model, not a curated record